AUUUAGGCAUCUUGGGACAGAUUGGUUCUUAUUUCUGCUGUUGUAUUGGAAGAUUGAAGUUUGGCAGAAGGCACCAACAGAGCUCCCGGAGCAGCAUACCACCUUUUCAUACCAGAUUAUAGACACUCAUAUAGUACACUUAUAUGACAUGGUUUAAGUUUGGAAAGCUUCUUAAACUGUGAUGGUAAUUAAUUUCAGUGAGAGGAGGCCGUAUGAUGGCUACAGCUGCAAUAAUUGGGCUAAGUGCAGGAAAGAGACUGUUGAGUUCCACAUUCUAUUAUUCUGACCUCACAGACAAACUCUUCUGUGUCCAUGACUAUGGAUUAAUACAGCAUCACGCAGCUUCCACAAAAAAUGUGAUAAUCGCGAAAAAAGAUUCCAAUUUUGGCUCCAAUUUUCCAUGUAAUCGACAAACACUAUCUAUAAAAGCUUUGAAAGAAUAUGUGGAUACUUUUUCAUCUCCUUCAACUGCAGAUGUGUGGCUUCAGAAGUCUAACAUCUUGGAGGAGGGAACCUCUGAUCUUGAUGAAUCUUCAAUGGAGGCACUCCUCUUGUUGCAAAAGUCCAUGCUAGAAAAGCAGUGGAAUCUUUCUUUUGAGAGAAAUGGGAAAAAUGAUACACCAGAAGAAGAAUGCCUUAAGAAUAUACUGGUCACUCGUUCAGGUGUGUCUGCUCGGCAACGAAGAACUAGUGUAAGGAGGAAAUUUAUGAAGCAAGAUUCUGUUUUGGUUCCACUAAGUAAGAGGAAGCAGCCUGGCUCUUUUGUCAGUCCAGAACUGUUGCAAAGUCGCUUGAAAGGUUAUGCGAAGGGUGUAGUUAGUGAAGAAUUACUCACCCAUGCUGAAGUUGUGAACUUGUCAGAGAAAAUCAAAGCAGGUCUCUCCUUAGAUGGCCACAAAUCAAGAUUGAAGGAACGAUUAGGGUUUGAGCCCUCAGAUGAGCAGCUUGCUACUUCCUUGAGGAUAUCCCGUACUGAAUUGAAAUCAAAACUGAUUGAAUGUGUUUUAGCAAGAGAGAAGCUGGCAAUGAGUAAUGUUCGCCUAGUCAUGUCUAUAGCUCAAAAAUAUGACAACAUGGGUGCUGAAAUGGCUGACCUUGUUCAGGGUGGUUUGAUUGGAUUAUUACGUGGCAUUGAGAAGUUUGAUUCUUCAAAAGGAUGCAAAAUUUCAACUUAUGUCUAUUGGUGGAUACGUCAGGGUGUUUCAAAAGCACUGAUUGAGAAUUCCAGAACUCUUAGGUUGCCUACACAUAUACAUGAAAGAUUGAGCUUAAUUCGAAAUGCAAAGAUUAGGUUGGAAGGGAGAGGGGUAACCCCAUCAGUAGCUAGAAUUGCAGAAUGCCUGAAUAUGUCGAAGAAGAAAGUUAGGAAUGCUACAGAGGCAGUAAGCAAGGUCUUCUCACUUGAUAGGGAAGCCUUUCCCUCUCUGAAUGGCCUUCCAGGGGAAACUCUUCAUAGUUAUAUUGCAGAUAAUCGCCUUGAGAACAACCCAUGGCAUGCAGUAGAUGAAUGGUCACUCAAGGAUGAAGUUAACAAUUUAAUCAAUUCUACACUACGGGAAAGAGAGAGACAUAUAAUUCGGCUUUACUAUGGUCUGGAUAAAGAAUGCCUUUCAUGGGAGGACAUCAGCAGAAGGAUUGGUUUAUCAAGAGAAAGAGUUAGGCAAGUUGGGCUCGUUGCAUUGGAGAAAUUAAAACAUGCUGCAAGGAAGAGAAAUCUGGAGGCAAUGCUGGUGAAACAUUGAUUUGGUCUGUCGUAGACAUUAUUAAAUGACUAUGUAUAUUUCUGUAUAAAAAUCCAAAAGAAAACAAAACUGUCUCCAUUUUUAUUUCAUCAUACGGAAUAAACACAGAAGAAAUUUUGAUAGGGAUUAAGACUGCAAACAUUCUGUAAUAUGAGAUU
Telopea speciosissima is the source of this 1900-nucleotide messenger RNA. Its product is annotated as RNA polymerase sigma factor sigA. NCBI's taxonomy places the organism in Eukaryota, Viridiplantae, Streptophyta, Magnoliopsida, Proteales, Proteaceae. The record is from RefSeq and is a predicted model, not a curated record. The coding region runs from base 213 to 1742 and encodes 509 amino acids. Gene Ontology annotation, biological process: regulation of DNA-templated transcription; DNA-templated transcription initiation. The transcript is spliced from 10 exons. Gene Ontology annotation, molecular function: DNA-binding transcription factor activity.